Molecule: messenger RNA, 1584 nt
Organism: Chelmon rostratus (copperband butterflyfish)
Lineage: Eukaryota; Metazoa; Chordata; Actinopteri; Chaetodontiformes; Chaetodontidae
Gene: syt9b
Product: synaptotagmin IXb
Exons: 8
Coding region: 1-1584 (527 amino acids)
Biological process (GO): cellular response to calcium ion; calcium-ion regulated exocytosis; regulation of dopamine secretion
Cellular component (GO): dense core granule; membrane
Molecular function (GO): calcium-dependent phospholipid binding; SNARE binding; calcium ion binding
Source: RefSeq, a predicted model, not a curated record
AUGCCUGCAGAAAGAGAGGAUGAGAUUUGUCGAAAGGCGCUGGAACUGCUCUCCGACCUGUGCUCCAAGGGAGAGGUGCAGGACGACAACUGCCUGGAUUUCAUUUACUACUUCAGGGACUUGGCGAGACCGCGUUACACGGACUCAGAUGUAUCGGUGAGCCUGUUGUCCCUGCUGGUGACCACCUGUGGCCUGGCUCUCUUCAGUGUCUCCCUCUUUGUCUCAUGGAAAUUGUGCUGGGUGCCACUGAGUGGCCGUUUCCUCCCGGAUGUCCUCAAGGGGGCGCACUUCCUGGGAGGAGACCAACAGCCCGUCCUCAUAGAGGUGGAUGGGGAGGAAAGGGAGUACAGCGAGGAUGGCUGUAUGAAGGAGCCUUCAGGGCCCCCUUUGGCUGUGGCUGUCCCAGAGUCAGCCCUAAAGAUAAGCCACACAUCACCUGACAUCCCGCUGGAGACCCAGACCAAGGUGGAGAAAAACCAGGUCCACACUCUGGCCAGGGACAGGGUCCAAAGACAGAUUACUGAGCCUACCUCAUCUGUGCGGCACAACUCCAUCCGUCGUCAGAUGAACUUGUCCAACCCGGACUUCAACCCUGCUCAGUUUCAGCGCCAGGAGUCUCUGUCCGGUUUGGGCCGAAUUAAACCAGAACUCUACAAGCAGCGCUCCGUGGACGCAGAAGACGGUCGCCGCAGUGACAGUUGCGGGCGCCUCUGCUUCGUCCUGAAGUUUGACUUUGACCUUGAGCAGCUGAUCGUGAAGAUCCACAAGGCCCAGGACCUUCCUGCCAAGGACUUCUCAGGGACCUCAGAUCCUUACGUCAAGAUCUAUCUGCUGCCUGACCGCAAAACCAAGCACCAAACCAAGGUGCACCGCAAGACACUCAACCCAGUGUUCGACGAGGUGUUUCUCUUUCCUGUAGCAUAUGCCGAGCUGUCGAGCCGUAAGCUGCACUUCAGCGUCUACGACUUUGACAGGUUCUCUCGCCAUGAUUUGAUUGGUCAAGUGGUGGUGGACAACUUCCUGGACCUUGCCGACUUUCCUCGGGAGACGAAACUGUGCCGGGACAUACAAUAUGUAACCUCGGACAAUGUGGACCUGGGAGAGCUGAUGUUCUCAUUGUGCUAUCUCCCCACGGCUGGCAGGCUCACCAUCACCAUGAUCAAAGCCAGGAAUCUCAAAGCGAUGGACAUCACUGGAGCUUCAGAUCCCUAUGUGAAAGUGUCCCUGAUGUGUGACGGCCGGAGGCUAAAGAAGAGGAAGACGUCAACCAAGCGUAACACUCUGAACCCGGUGUACAAUGAAGCCAUUGUGUUUGAUGUUCCUCCCGAGAACAUCGACCAGAUCAGCCUGCUCAUAGCUGUCAUGGACUAUGACCGGGUCGGACAUAAUGAAGUGAUCGGGGUGUGCAGGGUGGGCAAUGAGGCUGAGAGUCUGGGGCGAGACCACUGGAGUGAGAUGCUGACAUAUCCACGGAAACCCAUUGCACACUGGCACCCACUCAUAGAGUGGGUCGGACAGGGAGCAGCAGGGAGUGGAAGCCAAGGAGGAUCCACCAACUCCCUGAAGGCACCACCAUCGCCAUGA